Messenger RNA from Lasiodiplodia theobromae, 1053 nucleotides. RefSeq names its product Exosome complex exonuclease Rrp4. Gene Ontology annotation, cellular component: cytoplasmic exosome (RNase complex); nuclear exosome (RNase complex). Gene Ontology annotation, biological process: nuclear polyadenylation-dependent rRNA catabolic process; TRAMP-dependent tRNA surveillance pathway; poly(A)-dependent snoRNA 3'-end processing. The record is from RefSeq and is a predicted model, not a curated record. Gene Ontology annotation, molecular function: RNA binding. NCBI's taxonomy places the organism in Eukaryota, Fungi, Ascomycota, Dothideomycetes, Botryosphaeriales, Botryosphaeriaceae. Bases 1 to 1053 code for a protein of 350 amino acids. The transcript is spliced from 2 exons.
AUGCCAAUCACGAUCCUUCCUCCAACCGCAGCGGCGCCCGUGUACGCACGACCCGAGUCUGACGAGGAGAACGAGGCCUUCGACUCCGAUGGUGACGUCGACAUGGAGGGCGCGACCCGCGCCUCAAAGCGGGCCCGCACUUCGCACAAGAGCAUUGUCACCCCCGGAGAGACGGUAACGGAUGAUCCUCAGUGGAUGCGAGGUCACGGUACCUACGUCCCUGACGGCAGCACUGAGAUCAUAUCCACGGUCGCUGGCACGGUCCUCAAGACGAACAAGCUCCUCUCUAUCACUCCCCUCCGCGCGCGCUACAUACCAGAAAUCGGCGACCUCGUCAUUGGUCGCAUUGUUGAGGUUCAGUCCAGGCGUUGGCGUGUCGAUAUUUCGGCCCCGCAGCUUGCAGGUCUGCCUCUGUCUGCUAUCAACCUGCCCGGUGGUAUCCUGCGCAAGAGGACGGCUGUAGACGAGUUGAACAUCAGGACUUUCUUUACGGAGGGAGACCUGCUUGUAGCGGAGGUUCAGACCAUUCACCAGGACGGAGCAGCGUCGCUACACACAAGAAGCUUGAAGUACGGAAAGCUGCGCAACGGAUACUUCUUGUCUGUAUCCGGUACGGGCGGUGGUGGUGGUAGACAAGGUGGCGUAGCUCGGUCAAGGCGCCAGGUUUUCACGCUAAGCACAAGUCGUGGUGGGGAGAUUGACAUUAUUCUGGGUGUCAAUGGCUAUAUUUGGAUUUCAAAGCACGUGGAGCCUCCGAAUGCGGGCAAGGACGUCAGCAUCACCCGUAUAGAGGAGAGCGUGUCGAAGGAAGUCUACUCCAGCCAGAACGAUGAUAUCGCGGUGGAGACAAGAAGAGAGAUUGCCCGUGUCGCCGGAGUGAUACGAGCACUGGUUGAAUCGGGCGUACGCGUCGAUGAAGACACGGUUGUGAAGGGUUACGAGGCCGCCCUGGAGCUCGAGUUCGAGGAAGCCGGUGACGGCAAACAAGGAGCAGAUUACCUUGGAGGCGAACGCGGAAGGAGAGUGGUGGAGAUCGCCCUCAGCAACGCUUGA